GUCAAAGAAGACGAUAGUUCUGUGAGAAUCGCGUGUUGCAAUCAUGGACGCUCCUCCAUCGGAUCUAAAACGUCAAUGGAAACGCCCGAGAUCGUUGCAACGGUCGUCUCCUGAAGAGCUUUCUAAUGUCUAGAACCUUCUAAAUGCCAGAAGAAGAAGGGACGCUCAAGAAGCCAGCGUCAAGCAGCGGAUAGAAUUAGAAGGCCACAAACAGAGCACCGUCUCUCUCUCUCUCUCUCUCCCUCUCUCUCUCUCGUAAGAAUGGCCGCCGUUUUAGAAUCUCCACCAGCAUUUUCAAACCCUCUUUUCUUCUCCAAUUCUCACAACCCCAAACUAUCAUCAGUUCAGAGAUUGCCUCGGAAGCCCAGAGAUGGUCUCGCCCGUUGCUCGCCCGGCUACUGUCGGUGUUCUUCUCCUGCGGAGCCCGGCAGCCCGCUACCGCCGCCGGUGGUUUACCCAGAAACCCCUAGUCCCACUUCGGAAAUUGGCCCAGUAAGAGAACGAGCGGCCACCAAGGACCGCCGCAAAGUGGUGAAGCUCGCCUGGGAGAAGCUGGUUCGCUGGUCCCGCUCCUGGCGCUCCAAGGCCAAGACCGAUGUCGUCGACCGCACCAACAAGGUGGUGGUACUUGGAGGCGGGUCUUUUGGAACAGCAAUGGCUGCGCAUGUUGCAGACAGAAAGGCUCAACUAGAAGUUAACAUACUUGUACGGGAUCCUCAAGUUUGUCGAUCAAUUAAUGAGAGGAACUGCAAUUUCAAAUAUUUUCCAGAACAUAGGCUACCAGACAAUGUCAUUGCAACAACUGAUGCAAAAGCUGCUUUGCACAAUGCGGACUUUUGUCUUCAUGCUGUACCUGUGCAGUUCAGCUCAUCAUAUCUUGAGGGAAUCGCUGAUUAUGUUGAUCCAGGCUUACCAUUCAUCUCCUUAAGUAAAGGGUUGGAACUCAAUACUUUGAGGACGAUGUCUCAAAUAAUCCCUCAAGCACUGAUGAACCCUCGCCAACCUUUUAUUGUACUGUCGGGGCCUUCGUUUGCAGUGGAAUUGAUGAACAAAUUGCCAACAGCAAUGGUGGUGGCAUCAAAAGACAAAAAAUUAGCAAAUGCAGCCCAGCAGCUCCUAGCCUCUAGAAAUCUGAGAAUCAACACAUCAAGUGAUGUUACAGGGGUUGAAAUUACAGGUGCACUAAAGAAUGUACUUGCAAUAGCGGCAGGUAUUGUGGAAGGAAUGAAUCUUGGCAAUAAUUCUAUGGCAGCUCUUGUUGCACAAGGUUGUUCUGAGAUUCGGUGGUUAGCAACAAAGAUGGGUGCAAAGUCAACAACGAUAACCGGUUUAUCAGGAACAGGGGACAUAAUGCUUACAUGUUUUGUGAACCUGUCAAGAAACCGAACGGUUGGAGUUCGUCUUGGAUUAGGGGAAGAUCUCGAUGAUAUAUUAAGUUCCAUGAAUCAGGUGGCUGAAGGUGUAUCAACAGCAGGAGCAGUUAUUGCUUUGGCGCAAAAAUACAAUGUAAAAAUGCCAGUUUUGACCGCUGUUGCUCGGAUUAUAGACAAUGAAUUGACCCCCAAAAAAGCCGUUCUUGAAUUGAUGAACCUUCCUCAGGUGGAAGAAGUUUGAAAGUUAGAGAUCAAGAAAGCCAAUUACACGUGAAGUGAAAUGCUGUAAGCAGAUGUGUUAACCUGCAUCACUAGAUUCACAUAGAUGUCAGCUCAUAGUUCAAAUAAUUCUUUCUUCUUUUUUUUUGCUUUACUAAUUCAUGUACAUUUUUAUCCUCCUAAAUUUACUUAAGAGAGCAACACUGUAAUGAGAUUUUGUAAUGUGAUCAGUACAGUGAAGCUGAAUGAAUCAGUUGAUAUCCUAAACAAGAGGAAUCAAUGUUUUGGUGUAAUGCCUUCAAUCAUUUUUGUGGUACGAUUGCUGAUCACAUGGCUUAUGGUUUACAGCAAUGCUCCAGAUAGCUUGCAUUUGCUGAUGAACAGGUUUGUCUGUGGCAAUUUCUUUUUCACUUUUCUUUCAUAACAACCAUAGGUUUUCUUGGUGGAAAAAUAUUCUGCUUGUUUCUACCCUGAUCUGGACCAGCCACCAACUUCAUUUUGUUAAGAGUUUCAUGGCAAGCGUUACAACUUGCCUUAGUGCUUGGUGGCAUUUAUCUGGGUCUUGGAGGAGAUCGGGCAUCUUUUUAGAAAAUUGGGUAACUAGCUUGAAGGUGCCAUGAGUCAACUAUAUCAGAACUCAGACACUGGGAUGAUUAAUGCACCUAAAGCCUAAAGGUUCUUAAGAUGCAUUGGCAAGUAGGCUGUCCUGUAAUAGAUACAAUUAACAGUGGAUGAACUAGCACGUGCAAAUGCAUAGUGAUAAAAACCUUCUCCAUUGCAAUCUCAGAUACUUGCUCUUAUGCAACAAGAAGCAGAACUUCAGCUACAAAUAACUGAAUCUGGAUACUGUGGUAAUAAGAAUAAUCAUGCAAAGGAGAUGAACAGAGUAUGAAGAGUUACCUCAGUGGAUGGAAGCGUCCAGAGUUC
Molecule: messenger RNA, 2519 nt
Organism: Diospyros lotus (date-plum)
Lineage: Eukaryota; Viridiplantae; Streptophyta; Magnoliopsida; Ericales; Ebenaceae
Product: glycerol-3-phosphate dehydrogenase [NAD(+)] 2, chloroplastic
Exons: 10
Coding region: 262-1614 (450 amino acids)
Biological process (GO): glycerol-3-phosphate catabolic process; carbohydrate metabolic process
Cellular component (GO): cytosol; glycerol-3-phosphate dehydrogenase (FAD) complex
Molecular function (GO): NAD binding; glycerol-3-phosphate dehydrogenase [NAD(P)+] activity
Source: RefSeq, a predicted model, not a curated record